Molecule: messenger RNA, 2674 nt
Organism: Scatophagus argus
Lineage: Eukaryota; Metazoa; Chordata; Actinopteri; Scatophagidae
Gene: mfn1a
Product: mitofusin 1a
Biological process (GO): mitochondrial fusion; mitochondrion localization
Cellular component (GO): mitochondrial outer membrane
Molecular function (GO): GTPase activity; GTP binding
Source: RefSeq, a predicted model, not a curated record
AUGGAUCCGUCUCCUCUGCGGCGUUUUGUUGUGGCAAAGCGUUCGAUCACCUCCAUCUUUGAUCAGCUGCUGGACUUUGUCAAGGAUGGCUCUGCCUUCGUGGACGAAGGACAUCAGUCCACUGUCAUUUCACAUAGCUGUUGCCGUGGUUACAGGGACAGGCCGUGUUUUAAAGUGUUGGUGAAUACCUGCAGCUCUGAUUGCAAGCUAACAAACUGUAUUUGUUUGUUUGCUUGCUGUGUGACGUCAGAGGCGUGGCGCGGCGACGACCUGGCUCAGGUGGCUGUGGAGGAGCACAGUCUGGAGAUGCAGAGCUGUGCCACCAAACUGUCUGCUAUCAGGGAGGUGGUGCUCCGGAGACACAUGAAGGUGGCCUUCUUUGGCAGGACCAGUAACGGGAAGAGUACGGUGAUCAACGCCAUGCUCAGAGACCGGGUGUUACCCAGUGGCAUCGGUCACACCACCAACUGCUUCCUGAGAGUUGAAGGGACCGACGGAGACGAGGCUUACCUCACCACCGAGGCGUCCAGCGAGAGGAGGAGCAUCUCCGUAAGGCGCUGAGGCUUUAAGGAACAGUCUGACAUCAUACAUCAGGUAGUUUCUGUCACUGUGGCUAUGACUGUGCUGACUCAGCAAAAAACUCCUCCUCCUCCUCCUCCUCCUCCUCCUCAGACCGUGAACCAGUUGGCUCAUGCUCUCCACAUGGACCCAACUCUGGACUCUGGCAGUCUGGUUAAGGUCUUCUGGCCUAAAAGUCGUUGCGUUCUGCUGAGGGACGACCUGGUGCUCAUGGACAGCCCUGGCACUGAUGUCACUCAGGAGUUGGACAGCUGGAUCGAUAAGUUCUGUCUGGACGCUGACGUCUUCGUUCUGGUGGGAAACGCUGAGUCAACGCUCAUGAACACGGAGAAACUCUUCUUCCACAAGGUCAGCGAGAGAAUUUCUAAACCAAACAUCUUCAUCCUCCACAACAGAUGGGACGCCUCAGUGAGCGAACCCGAGUACAUCGAAGAGGUGAGGAAGCAGCACCUGGACCGCUGUGUGAGUUUCCUGGCCGAGGAGCUGAAGGUGGUCGGACUGGACGAGGCGCCGGGGAGGAUCUUUUUCGUCUCGGCCAAAGAGGUCCUGAACUCCAGGAUGCAGCAAGCGCAGGGCAUGCCUGAGACAGGUGAGCCAGGGGGCGCUCUGGCUGAAGGUUUCCAUGAGAGACUCAGAGAGUUCCAGAUGUUUGAGAGGACAUUUGAGGAGUUCAUCUCUCACUCUGCAGUGAAGACUAAGUUUGAGCAGCACACAGUGAGAGCGUGGCAGAUCACUGAGGCCAUCAAAGCUGUGAUGGACGCCAUCAACAUCGCCUCCGCAGACAGGAAAAUCUUCUGCCUGGAAGAGCGGGAGGAUCAGAGGGACCGGCUGGACUUCGUUCGUGGACAGAUUAACCGUCUGACCGAUAGCGUCAAAGAGAGAAUCAGGACUCUGACUGAGGAUGUCACUGCCAAGGUCGCGGCCGCUCUGUCCGAUCAGAUCCGCUCUCUUCCUGUCCUGGUCGAUGAAUUCAGAGCUGAUUUCAACCCAACACAAGAAACUCUGGAACUCUACAAAACUAAGCUGCUGCAGCACGUGGAGGAGAGGAUUGUGGGAUGUUUGGCUCAUCGCUGCUCCAUCAGCGUCCUCAGGGACAUCAGAGACGCACAGACACACAUGAUUGAUAGCGUCCGUCCUCUGCUGUCCCUGUCUGUCCAGGACCAGCUCUCUGCUCCCUCCACGUCCUUUGAGCUGACCUACGACCUCGGCCUUGCCGCCCUCUGUGCAGAUUUCCAUGAAAACAUCGAGUUCCAGUUCUCUCUGGGCUGGACCGCCCUCGUCACCCGCUUCAUUGGAGCUGCCAACGCCAAGCGAGCGCUGAGCAGCGCCGACCCUCGACUGCAGGAGAGCUGCACCUUUAAGGAUGAGAUGGUGGUUUCCAUAGCAACCGGUCUGGUUUCCAUCACCUCCAGGGCAUCUAUGACAGUGUUGGUGAUCGGAGGAGUGGUGUGGCGUUCAGUGGGCUGGCGUGUCAUCGCUCUGUCUCUUUCUCUGUAUGGUCUCGUCUACCUGUAUGAGAAACUCACCUGGACUGACGCCAGCCGAGAGCGCGCUCUGAAACAGCAGUUUGUGGGGCACGCAGCUCAGCGCCUGAGAGCCGUCAUCCCCGUCAGCAGCUCUGCCUGCGGCCAGCAGGUGUACAAGGAGCUGUCGUCCACGUUCAACCGCCUGACUCAGAGGGUCGACCUGAGCAAAGCCGAGCUGGAGGGGAACAUCCGACAGCUGAGCUUCAGGAUUCAGAGACUGGAGAACAUCCAGAGGAGGUCCAAGGCCUUCAGGAACAGAGCCACAGAGCUGGAGACUCAGCUGGAGGCCUUUUCACUCCAGUACCUGCAGGGAAACUGAACUGUCUGUUUGUUGGUGAGCAGCGCCCUCUGCAGGUCAAACGGUGGAACUGUUUCUUCUCAGUGAAUAAACCCAAGAAACUUUCCUAACACUCUGCACUUUUAGCAGCAUGUAUGUGAUAAAAGUAAUUCAUAUUCAUAUUUACUGUCAGUUAUUCCUGCUGCUGGCCAUCAGUCAGUGAUCAAUGAGUUUGAAUGAUGAGCAGCAGGAUAUUUUCUUUAUUUAUCAUUAAAACACGGUUUAAGUGAAC